AUGUCUGUUCAAAAUGAAUCCAGGUUUAUUGAGAAACGGUUUACACCGUUGAUUACAAGUUUGAAAUCAGUAGGAGAGCAGUAUUUGCUUAUUGGUACACACUCAAUAAAUGUAACUCAAUCAAGAAUUAGCAGUAUACUUGACUCUGGUGCAUCAUGCGUGGUGAUUCAUAGUGGUAAGAAUUCAGACCUGAAGCAAUUAUCUCAGAGGUUUUACGGUAAUAAUGAUGUGGUUCUUUUAGAUAGAGAGUUCCAGUUAUCCGAUUUGACAACUCUCGGCAGAGUUGCUGUAGGUAAGAUCGUUGACAGAGUCUUUGUGAACUUGGACUCAAAACAGUCUCUGUUGAUCAGAGAUAUCUUUGAGCAAUGUCAGAAGUUAAGAAUACCGAUUAAUACUCAUCAGAGACCAGAAUACUCUACGUUCUCGAUAUGUUCUACAUACAAUGAUCCAGGACAAAGCGGGUUGCAGAUCGCUAUCACCACUAAUGGGCAAGGUUGUUUACUGGCGAAUAGGAUCAAAAGAGAAAUUGUAUCAAGGCUACCGCAAAACAUUUCCAAAGUUGUAAGUAAUAUGGGACAUCUCAGAGAAAGAAUAAUAUACGAGGAUCAUAAUCAAAUUAUUCAUUCCCAUUUCUUAAACAAAGAUUUACAAGAUUUGGGGUUCGGAAUCGACGAAGAUGUUUGGGAGUCUCAUAAGUUGAAUAAACUUGUGUAUGAGUUCAACGUAAGUGAGAAACAGUUGAAAAUGAAGCGUAGUAGAUGGUUAUCGCAGAUUAUGGAAUAUUAUCCUUUGCAAUCGUUGGCUGAACUUUCUGUGGAUCAGUUGGCCGAUCAGUACCACAAAAUUUCUCAAGAAGAUAACUCUAAGGAGAAUGCUUCCAAAAAACAACGUAACACUCCAGAUAAGAAGGCUAGUAACGUAAAUGAUGCCGAUGUCCAAGUUUCAACCACUGCAAGCAGUAUAUUGGAUGUUCCCAAGAAAGGAUCGAUUUCACUAGUGGGCAGUGGUCCAGGAUCUGUAUCCAUGCUCACGAUUGGUGCCUUACAUGAGAUCAAAACUGCUGAUCUCAUUCUUGCAGAUAAGUUGGUUCCUGAAAAGGUACUACAGUUAAUACCACAAGGUACUGAGACCUUCAUCGCCAGAAAAUUCCCUGGUAAUGCGGAAAGGGCACAAGAAGAACUUUUAGAGAAGGGUUUUGACGGUUUGCAGAAAGGAUUGAAAGUAGUAAGAUUAAAACAGGGAGACCCAUAUAUAUUUGGACGUGGUGGCGAAGAGUUCCUCUUCUUCCAGGACAAAGGGUACACUCCGUUGGUGCUUCCAGGCUUAUCUUCCGCUCUUGCAGCUACAGUCGUGUCAAAUAUUCCUGCAACUCAACGUGACGUAGCAGAUCAAGUCUUAAUCUGCACAGGUACAGGCAGAAAGGGUGCAUUACCAAACAUCCCCGAAUAUGUGGAAACGAGGACUACCGUUUUCCUCAUGUCAUUGCACAGGGCACAAGUGUUGAUCGAUGCAUUGUUGGAGAAAGGAUGGGAUGAAAACGUUCCUGCGGCCAUAGUAGAAAGAGCCUCUUGUCCAGAUCAACGUAUCACAAGAACUUUACUGAAAAACAUACCACAAACAGUAGAGGAAAUUGGAUCAAGACCCCCAGGUCUAUUAGUUGUAGGAAAUGCCAUCAAUGUUCUAACCGAUCCAGAACUAUUGAAGUACGAUUCUUCAAACACAUACCAUAUUGAAGAAGGAUACGAACACGUUGGAUUCGAGGACAAUGUACAAAAACUAUUAAAUAUUUAA
Kluyveromyces lactis is the source of this 1791-nucleotide messenger RNA. It is a transcript of the gene MET1, whose product is annotated as uroporphyrinogen-III C-methyltransferase. Gene Ontology annotation, molecular function: uroporphyrin-III C-methyltransferase activity. Gene Ontology annotation, biological process: sulfate assimilation; siroheme biosynthetic process. NCBI's taxonomy places the organism in Eukaryota, Fungi, Ascomycota, Saccharomycetes, Saccharomycetales, Saccharomycetaceae. The record is from RefSeq and is a predicted model, not a curated record. The transcript has a single exon. Bases 1 to 1791 code for a protein of 596 amino acids.